AUGUCUUCUUUUUUGGUAGCAAAAAAUGAUAAUAUUCCAGAAUUACCUUCAAUUUAUGAUUCAGAUAUCUCAAUUGAUAAGUUCAAAGAUGCUCCACAUCAAAAAACUCAAACGCCAGUCUAUGGUACAACUUGGGUAGCCUGGUUACAAGUAAUUAGUAUUAUGCUUAUUAAUUGUGCCUGUGCCUUAAUGUGGAUGACAGGUGCAUCUUCUCCCACGUCCAUGUCUGCUUGGCUCCAGGUCGAUUUUACACUACUCAAUUGGUUAUCAAACGUAGCUGCCAUUGUUAAUACUGUUUUUUCUCUAAUCACUCUAUGGUCUUAUGAACGAUUUAGUCUCAAAAAGAAUAUUAUGUUUGCAAGUAUCACUAACUUAAUAGGUUGCUGGAUCCGUUGUUUGGCGAUCAUUGUUCCUAAACAUAAUAGAUAUAUUGUCAUGAUAAUUGGGCAAGUCAUUGCUAGUAUAGGCGGCCCUUUUAUUUAUAACAUCGCAGCAAAGUUCGCUUCACUAUGGUUUGCACCUAAACAUAGAGGAUUGGCCAAUACAUUAACAACUUUAUCGUUAGGCAUGAUACUUUCCCCUCUCAUGAUGCCCAAACUCUCUAAUACCCCUGAAGAUGUCCCUCAAACAUUACUCAUUGUUGCCAUCAUUUCUACUGGAGUCGCUAUUCCUUCUUUCUUCUUGCCUAGCCUACCGAGAAUUCCCUGUUCACCAUCUGCUAAUCAAGGCCGUCUACAGGUUUGGAUAGGUAUUAAAACACUUUUCGUCAACACAUCCUUUUGGAUUUGUGCCUUUUUAUGCGCUAUUAAUGCCGGUAUGGCCUUCUCUAUGUCUACAUUCAUUAUGGAAGCUAUCAUCCCAUUUGGUUAUACAGAUCAUGAAUCAGGUUACUGUGCGGCAUCUAUUACUUUGGCCGGGUUUUUGGGUGGCCUCUUCUCAGGUUAUUGGGCAGGUAAAACAGGGCAACAUCUAUUACUUAUUAAAGUAUUUACACCGCUCAUGGCAUUUACAUAUAUUAUGUUUAUCUUUGAAAUAAUUCCAAAUGCAUUCAGUAUAAUCUUGAUGGUUUGUAUUCUUUCUGGAUUUUUCUCGUAUGCCCUGUUUCCAUUGCAUGUCGAAUUUGCUUGUGAAAUUUCAUAUCCUGUUCCUGAAUCUAUAUCCUCUUCACUUUUAUGGGCUAUUUCAUCCUUAUCGAUGCUUAUCUUUUGUGUCAUCAUUGAUUCAUUUCGUGCAGGUCCAGAAGCAAAUCCGCCUAAUAAUAUGAAAACAUCCAUGAUAAUUGUUGCUGUCAUCGUUUGUGUUGGUUCAUUACCAACUGUUUUGCUUAAAGGUGACUUAAAACGACUUGCAUUUGAUAUCGAAGGUCAACAAGAUGAAAAAAAAUAA
Molecule: messenger RNA, 1386 nt
Organism: Cokeromyces recurvatus
Lineage: Eukaryota; Fungi; Mucoromycota; Mucoromycetes; Mucorales; Mucoraceae
Product: major facilitator superfamily domain-containing protein
Exons: 7
Coding region: 1-1386 (461 amino acids)
Biological process (GO): transmembrane transport
Cellular component (GO): membrane
Molecular function (GO): transmembrane transporter activity
Source: RefSeq, a predicted model, not a curated record